Messenger RNA from Alligator mississippiensis (American alligator), 2432 nucleotides. RefSeq names its product aldehyde dehydrogenase 1 family member A1 (gene ALDH1A1). Gene Ontology annotation, molecular function: benzaldehyde dehydrogenase (NAD+) activity. Lineage: Eukaryota; Metazoa; Chordata; Crocodylia; Alligatoridae. The record is from RefSeq and is a predicted model, not a curated record. The coding region runs from base 353 to 1885 and encodes 510 amino acids. The transcript has 15 exons.
GUGGAUUGAUUGCUGUAAUGUGUGUGUGGUAGUGUAGUAAUGUGGGUCUGGUUGAGAGCUUGAGAGAAUUUGUUCUCCUGUUUGCAUAUGUGUUCUUCCUGGUGUCGAGCAAGGCUCCCCACGUGACACUGGCAUAAGUCCCAAACCAGCAGAAGACUACCAAGUGACCACCACCAAGUGAAGGAACUUGAAAUUAUCCUGGUUCCUCCCUAAUAGAAGAGACUUAGCCUGCCCCCAAUACCAGCGUAUCUGUCUUCACCUCCAAAACUGUGAAGGAAACUCAAGAACACCCAUUAGAAUCUGUAGGCGUGCCUAAACCAAGAAAGAAAUUUUGCAGCACCUAACCUUAAACAUGUCAACUGAAAAGAUGAAUAAAACCCCGCAUAGCAAUUCUGCUCCAGAACUGCCUGAACCACUCAGGGAUCUGAAAAUUAAGUAUACUAAGAUAUUUAUAAAUAAUGAGUGGCACAAUUCAGCUAAUGGCAGAAAAUUUGAAGUCUAUAACCCUGCAACUGGAGAGAAAAUCUGUGAGGUUGAAGAAGGAGACAAGGAGGACAUUGACAAAGCUGUUAAAGCAGCCAGAACAGCUUUUCAGCUUGGGUCUCCAUGGCGCACAAUGGAUGCUUCAGAACGAGGAAGGCUUUUGAAUAAACUGGCUGACUUAAUUGAAAGAGAUCGUCUACUCUUAGCUACCAUGGAAUCCAUUGAUGGUGGAAAACUCUUUUCCUCUUCCUUCCUGAUGGAUUUGGGAGCCUGUAUUAAAACUCUACGCUAUUGUGCAGGCUGGGCUGAUAAAAUUCAAGGUCGUACCAUCCCAAUGGACGGAAAUUUUUUCACAUUUACAAGACAUGAACCAAUUGGUGUAUGUGGCCAAAUUAUUCCUUGGAACUUCCCAUUGGUUAUGUUCACUUGGAAGAUUGCCCCAGCCCUUUGCUGUGGAAACACAGUGGUUGUCAAACCAGCAGAACAAACUCCACUGACUGCUAUUUACAUGGGCUCUUUAAUUAAAGAGGCAGGAUUUCCACCUGGGGUAGUAAAUAUUGUACCAGGUUAUGGACCUACUGCGGGAUCAGCAAUUUCUCACCACAUGGACAUAGAUAAAGUGUCUUUCACAGGCUCCACAGAGGUUGGCAAACUGAUCAAAGAAGCUGCUGGGAGGAGUAAUCUAAAGAGAGUCACCUUGGAACUUGGCGGGAAAAGUCCUAAUAUUAUAUUUGCAGAUGCAGACUUGGACAGUGCUGUAGAGUUUGCGCAUAUUGGUCUGUUCUACCAUCAGGGUCAAUGUUGUAUAGCAGGAUCUAGGAUUUUUGUGGAAGAGCCUAUUUAUGAGGAGUUUGUUCGCAGAAGCAUUGAGCGAGCUAAGAAAAAUGUCCUUGGGAAUCCUCUGUUGCCUGGUAUACAUCAAGGUCCACAGGUUGAUAAGGAGCAGUUUCAUAAAAUCCUUGAACUAAUUGAGAGUGGGAAAAAAGAAGGCGCCAAACUGGAAUGUGGAGGAGGUCCAUGGGGCAACAAAGGUUACUUCAUCCAACCCACAGUUUUCUCUAACGUUACAGAUGAUAUGCGCAUUGCCAAAGAAGAGAUAUUUGGGCCGGUUCAGCAAAUUAUGAAGUUUAAAACUGUAGAUGAAGUUAUCAGGAGAGCAAACAAUACUUCAUAUGGUUUAGCAGCAGCAGUUUUUACCAAAGACAUUGAUAAAGCAUUGACCUUUGCAAGUGCUCUUCAAGCUGGAACUGUGUGGGUUAACUGUUAUAGUGCACUGUCUGCUCAAUGUCCUUUUGGAGGAUUUAAAAUGUCAGGAAAUGGACGAGAACUGGGAGAAUAUGGCCUUCAUGAAUAUACAGAAGUUAAGACUGUCACGAUUAAAAUUCCAGAGAAGAAUUCAUAAUGAUGUUUCAGCUGCAGAAUUUAGUAGCUCCCAAUGCUAAGAAAAUCUACGAAGUCCAACUGUGUUGUGAAAAGUUUUAUAUCCCAAGUUAUUCUUUUUUCUUUCUGUUUGUAAAAGAUGCAUUUGCUUCCAUUAACAUUAUAAAGAACAAUGUAGAAACCUUAAAUAUAAUUAACCAAGAAAGGAAAUUUUAAACGUCUAGUGUGUUGCUAACAAAUUUUGAAAUUCCCAUUGAGAAAGGACUAAUUUUUAUUCUAUAGUGCUAUGAAAAUCUACUUUUUCAUAAUGCAUACUACUUGUACAGUAAGGUUUAGCAUGUUCUUCUAAAUGGUAAACAGUAAGUUGCCUUUACAUUUUUUUUCUCUUUGAAACCUUAAAAAAGCACUUAUAAGUACCUCUUGGUAGAUGCUCUUCUCUGUGUCUUUAGAAAAUUAUUAAUUUCCUCUACAUACUUUUCUGAUAAUGUUGACUUUGUCCCUUAUGUUAAGUACUGCAUAAAAGUAAUUUGGAUGUAAACCUUAUUAAAAUCCAUCUUAAAACCUGAUAA